CUCGUGUAGGAAACAACUUCAGGUGGCCUUCCUCGAUGCCAGAACGCUUCAGGAGGAAUGCCUUCAGAAAAAUUGCUGACGUUGAAUUCGAAUUUGACGACGAGAUCGGGUUUAACUUCAUAUUUUUUUACAACGCACUCGACAAAGGCGAAUUUGCUGGACAUGAAAACGAAUGGGUGACGGUGCACAACCAGAAAGUAAUUGAGUAUGGACAGGAGUAUAGAAAUGAUAAAUUGGACUACAUUCUUGAGACUAUGCCUGGUGCCAUCCAACUUCCGGUCGAUCAGACACGUCUGCCACGUAGUAAGCCAGCGAAGAUGAUGAUUGGUCAGCGUACUAAUAAUGGAGCCGAUUACAAGAAAAGAUCAGAGUUCGCGUCAGAAGACCUGACCAAGUGGGUUCGAGCCGAAUUCCUACUCUGGGAAGAACGUCCCGGCAAUCAAGUGGAAUAUGCCCUUGUCGGUAAUGAUGUUACGGAUCAACUGGCAUAUGCACAUGAGCCAGGGAACCCAUUAAAGGUCUUAGAUAUUGUAGAUGAGGCUAGGCUCACCGUGUUUUGA
Messenger RNA from Ambispora gerdemannii, 560 nucleotides. Lineage: Eukaryota; Fungi; Glomeromycota; Glomeromycetes; Archaeosporales; Ambisporaceae. The record is from the annotation of a GenBank genome assembly.